Messenger RNA from Nycticebus coucang (slow loris), 2190 nucleotides. RefSeq names its product biogenesis of lysosomal organelles complex 1 subunit 3 (gene BLOC1S3). The coding region runs from base 398 to 1003 and encodes 201 amino acids. The record is from RefSeq and is a predicted model, not a curated record. Lineage: Eukaryota; Metazoa; Chordata; Mammalia; Primates; Lorisidae. Gene Ontology annotation, cellular component: BLOC-1 complex. The transcript has 2 exons.
GAAAAGCCAGCCCAAUCACUUUUCUACUGGCGAUACCUUCGUUCAUGUGACUCUUGUGAGCGCACGCCCUCAAAUCUGGUUUUGAGUACUUGCUUCCGGGUUGGUAACCCAACUACCCCAGGUGACUGGGCCAUCCAAGCCCGCCCAACCCGUUCCACUAUUGGCUGGGACCGCAACCCUCCCUCCCAGGGUUAAGACGUAGCACUUCUGCCAGGAAGCGGAUCCCCCAGGCUCGGAUCUUCGGUGACCCGGUACGUUUUCGGCGACGGCCCCUGCCGCUCCCGGAGUCCAGCUGGACUUUCUGUGACUCUGGCAUUGGUCCCUUAGUAGCUCAUCAGCCCACGUACUUCUGGGUCCGAGACAGGCCUGGUGAACCGUGUAGACUAGGCUCGGCACCAUGGCGUCCCAGGGUAGUCGUCGGAGGCCGCGGAGGAGGCCAGAGACUGUGGUGCCGGGAGAGGCGGCCGAGACGGAUUCGGAACUCUCCGCGUCUUCGUCGGAGGAAGAGCUGUACCUGGGGUCUUGGGGUCCGACGCGCGGCCGCCCCACAGGGCUGCGGGUGGCUGGGGAGGCCGCAGAAACCGACUCAGACCCGGACCCGGAGCCCACGGCCGCGCCCAGGGACCUGCCUCCGCUUGUGGUGCAGCGGGAAUCGGCGGGGGAGGCCUGGGCCAUGGAGGAGACCCCAGCACCUGCCCCUGCGCUCUCGCUGCUGCAAAUUCGGCUGGCCGAGAGCCAGGCAAGGCUGGACCACGAUGUGGCGGCCGCCGUGAGCGGCGUGUACCGCCGUGCGGGCCGCGAUGUGGCUGCCUUGGCUAGUAGGCUGGCGGCUGCCCAGGCCACAGGGUUAGCUGCGGCCCAUAGCGUGCGCCUGGCUCGAGGGGACCUCUGCGCGCUGGCCGAACGCCUGGACAUUGUGGCUGGCUGCCGCCUGUUGCCGGACAUCCGCGGAGUGCCGGGGACGGAGCCUGAGCAAGACCUUGGGCCGCGAGCCUACCUAUGACUCCUUCCCUACCUGACUCUGCCACUUGGGGUUAGGCCUUGCUGCUUCUGGGACCUGGCUUUGUCACCCCCAGCUACUCUCUUGCUGUCACCCAUGGACCUAACCCCACUUCCUGGAUAGUACUGUGUGUUGGAUAUAGUUCACACUCUGCUGUGGAAACCAGCUCUCCACUACCCUCACAUGUGCUUCCUCCAAGUGGUCUUGACCCUGUACGUGGCACUGGGGCCUGGCUCUGACCCUUGGUAAAUAAGUGCUCUUCCAUCUGUUUGCACCCAGAGGCUUGCCAUGCACAUUUCCCUGUGUGCUGCCUUUCUGAGUUUGGUUUUCUGCUCACAAAGGCUUCUAGUUCUUACUACAGGAACCGCUGAAUGGGACUCUCCUUCACUCCCUUGGCUACCCUUCUGGUCCUAGCUCCACUUCCAGAACUUUCUCCCUUAGGGUGGUUUCGUCUCCUGUUCUGGUUCUUGCUCUGCCUCUCCUAACUCCUCCUCCUUGGGCUUACCCCACUCUCUCAGCCUAAUUGUUUGCUGAGUUCAUCCUUAGGGUAGGUUUUGCUUUUUCUGUGCUGCUUAUACUGUGUGCUACCUACCUGAUUCUGGACUCCACAGACUCCCUGCCUAUAAGUUUCCUUUCUCAGGCCCAAAAGGAUGCUCCUUCCCGACCCAAAGGGAUCCUCCUCCAGGCCAAGGUGAUGUUCCUUCUCAAUUUUCUAGGCCAGUGGUUCGAGACCCACAGGAACUGUAUUACAGGGUCGUGGCAUUAGGAAGGUUGAGAACCACUGCUCUAGGCCAAGGUGUUGCCCCCUCCUAACUCCCCAGACCUAAAGUGGCAACCUUCAAGGCACUUAGAGCCAAAAUUCAGCCCCCCUCUGGUGCUUUGGCCUCAGAUUGACACCACUUUGCAGGUAAGAAGGACAUGUUCCCAUUUCAAUAUCUUGGCUCCUGGAUGCUAAAAGCCUGAGGUUUUUGACUCAGGGGCUAGGGUUUGCAUCCUUUUUCUAUUUUUUCUUAGUUGUUCCUUUCUGUGGUCCCAGCUCUAGUUUCUGAGCCACAUUCAUGUUCACUCUCCUCUCCCCAGCCUUGUAUUCCUACACCCCUGUCCCAACCUAAAGCUGAGCCCUGAGCCUCCAGGAUGGAGAAGUGGGGAAGAGCUCUCCAUGGCAGCCUCAUUAAAACCCUAAACAUUUA